Malania oleifera is the source of this 2083-nucleotide messenger RNA. RefSeq names its product phospho-N-acetylmuramoyl-pentapeptide-transferase homolog. The record is from RefSeq and is a predicted model, not a curated record. Gene Ontology annotation, molecular function: phospho-N-acetylmuramoyl-pentapeptide-transferase activity. Gene Ontology annotation, biological process: cell wall macromolecule biosynthetic process; cell wall organization. NCBI's taxonomy places the organism in Eukaryota, Viridiplantae, Streptophyta, Magnoliopsida, Santalales, Ximeniaceae. Bases 222 to 1772 code for a protein of 516 amino acids. Gene Ontology annotation, cellular component: membrane. The transcript is spliced from 8 exons.
AUAGGCUCAUGGUACACCGGCCCCCUCUCAAUUUGGAAAUCGCCGCGUCACCUUCACCCUCCUUCCCCACCCUGCUCUCCCUAUAAAAAGCGUGCUCCAUCAAAUCAAAUGCAUCCAUUGAUGGCCUCCCUCCCGAAACCUGAUUACUUCUGCUCGCAUCUUCACCCUUCCCCCUUCUGUUGGAUCGCUUCACCCUCGAUUUCUUCGUGUUAUUGGUAGUCAUGCGAUCUCAAUAUUCAUCUUUCAGUGUAAAUCAUGAUCGUCUCUCUUCCUUAGGGUUUCUCCCAUCACGCAAAUGCUUCUUUCUCCCUGCUACUACUCGCAACCCUUUCAGCUCCUGUCUCUGUCGUCGCCGAUUCAGCUCUGCUUAUGCUACAAAGUUACAGAGAUCGAAGUAUGGAUGCACUUCGCGAGGCAAUCCUGUUCGAGUUGGAGCCAUGGAUGAGGACUCUCUGGAUAUUUCUGCACUUGAUGACUGGGGCGAAGAGGAGAGCGGGGGACACGUGCUGCCAUCUAGCGAUAGUGAAGAUAGUGAUGGGGAAAUUUUAAUAAAUCCUCUUAUUGAUGUUGAUUUGCCUAGUGGGAAUGAGCGAUUAAUUCAAUCUGAUGAGGCUGUAACGGUGACAGCUCACCGACUUGCAAUGCUCGGGAGAGGCUACAAAAAAAUCAGGAGUAAAUAUGGAAUUCUAAACAAUCUGGGGCUGAUAACAUUUGUGAUGAUGCUUCUUUCACUCAUGGAUUGGUGUGCAUGGCGGAUUGUCAGACUACCAUUAAUACCGUUUUAUUUAACUCGCCCGUUUUUAGUAUCUGCCGUUUUAGCAUCUUCAGUAGUGUAUAUUUGUGUUCCGUUACUUGACAGCUUGAAAAUUCAUCAAAUUUCCAGAGCAGAAGGGCCUGUAAGGCACAAAUCUAAAAAGCGAACCCCCACUAUGGCUGGAUUAUUUUUUGUACCGGUUGGUAUAAUUGUUGCAGAAGUCAUAGUUGGCUUUUCUUCUAUUGAACUUUCGGCAGCAGCUUUAGCAACCGUAGCCUUUGCUGCAAUUGGUUUUCUUGAUGACAUUAUAAGCUUUAUAAAGAAUCAUAAUUAUGGCUUAUCACCAUGGAUGAAAAUAUUUUUAGAGGUAGCUGUUGCAACAUGGUAUUCAUUUUGGUUGGAUACUGCAAGCAUAUCAUCACCCUACGGCAUGAAACUGUUGAUUCCCUUACCUGCGCCACUGGGUCUUGUGUGCCUGGGAAAAUAUUAUCUAUUCCUGACCUCAUUCUGUUUUGUUUCCAUGGGAAAUGGUGUUAACUUAACAGAUGGUCUUGAUGGUUUGGCUGGUGGGACUGCAGCAUUGGCUUUUAUAGGAAUGUCAAUUGCGGUGCUUCCUAUAUGUCCUGACCUUUCUGUUUUUGGAGCAUCAAUGGCGGGAGCGUGUGUUGGUUUUCUUUUGCACAAUCGGUACAAGGCGUCUGUAUUUAUGGGUGAUACAGGAUCCUUGGCACUAGGUGGGGCACUGGCUGCAAUGGCUGCUUGUACAGGAAUGUUCUUUCCUUUGUUCAUUUCAUCUGGAGUCUUUGUCCUGGAAGCGUUGUCAAUUAUAGGGCAGGUGUCCUACUACAAAGCCACGAAAUGCUUAGGAGGUGCCGGGCGCCGCUUGUUCCGGAUGGCACCCUUUCAUUAUCAUCUUGAGUUAUGUGGAAUCAAAGAACCCAUCAUUGUUGCAGUUGCAUAUUUUGUAUCGAGCAUCUUGGCCAUGACUGCUGGAUAUGUAGGUCUUAUUUCAGCUUGAACUCCCAGAAGAAUUUCAUCCUAGCUAAUCUGUCAAUGUCAUUGGUUCUCCUUGCUCUUUGUCCUUUGCCUAAUCUUUUUCCCAUCUUGCAUCUUGAAUUUGCCAUUUUUGCUAUUGGCUUUUGGAAAUCAACGCUUGAGUAACAGAAUUCAUGUACACAUUGAAUUUGUUUGUGCCAUUUUUGACUCGAAUUUUUGCUGAUGUUAUGUUUGGGGGUAUGGAUUUUGGUAGUUGAUUUGGAUUCGUGGGUAUGAAAUUUAAUUUAAUUUUAUAUUAUACUUUAUUCAAAUUUAUACAUAUUCAAAUUUAAG